CGGCGCGUUCGUUUAGCGCAUGCGCAUGAGAUCCACGAAAGAUUUCAUUCUAGUUCCAGACUCAACGAGCUAGAGUCUCCACGCCGCCAUCGCGAGCCUGUGGCCGGCUUUGAACGUUGCUAGUAUUGGGUGUGGUCGUGUGAGUGUACAAUGCGAUGUUAAUAUGUGUCAGAGCAGGGUCCUGUUCACGGUGCGGCCGUGCUAGCGAGGGCCGCGGCAUGGCGGGCCGCGCCUCUCGCACUCCAGCCCCCUCUCUCACAACAUGACCGACCUGCAGGCAACCUUCGAAUUCUCCGUCGAAUUGUACAAGUUCUACAAUGUUGACCUCUUCCAAAGAGGGCUAUACCAAGUCCGCGUGGGUCUGCGCGUAUCGCCGAAGGUUCCAGUCCACAUCGAGGCCUCCGUGUCGAGCGGCAAUGGCGCCGCGAGGACCGGCAGGCCGGCGGCGAACGCUUCCCUCAUCGGCGGCCUCGCGGCCUCCAGAGCCUUCCAGAUCAUGUACAGGAACGAAGAGGUCACGUUGCGGGAUAUUGUGCAUUUUAGAGCCCAUUUGCUAGUAGAUAGCCGCAAUCUCAAGGAAUCCCUGGAAAGGGCAGAAUGGAGUCUGGGUAUUGAACUGUGGUGCAGCGAAGGAGCGCAAUCCAGUACUCUGGCUCCUGUCUCUUGCCGGGUGCUGAAGCUACACUUCCAGCCAUCCAACGGCUUACACUAUCAUCUGCCUGUACUCUUUGACUACUUUCACCUGUCAUCCGUCUCUAUCACCAUCCACGCUAGUUUGGUUGCUUUGCAUCAACCAUAUAUAAAGAAAAGCAUAAUGCAUUAUGUUCAAAGUUGUACGCCUCGCUCCAGCAAACAAUGGGGCAAACUGAUGAAAAGCGCCGGUUCCUUCAGUGCUUCAGGAAGUUUCGAAAAUAUCCUCUUUGGCUCUGGAGUAAAGUGUGCUGGUGGCAACUCAAGCAAAAUUGCACAUGCUAGGCAAGUCCAUGCUGAAGUAUGUGCCAUUUUACUUGGAUCGUUAGAAGGGCUACAAAGUGCUUUAUCUGUUUGUGGAUCUACGGGUGUCACGCUCACUCCAGACGAAUCAUCCAGCUCCAUUGUAGGAGAAGUCUCCCAAAGAAUGAAGGAUCUCAAUGAUCUUUGCAAGAAAGCUGAAACUGGGGAGGAAGAGGAAUGGGCGAUGGGUGCAGCACACGAUAUAGCAAGGUUGUGCGCUGAGGUUACACUACGAUGGCGUGCCUUCCUCCAUCACACUACUGAUAGACCUCAUGUACACCAUGCCCUAGCAGCAAGACAUCAUGCACUUCGCAUUAAGCGUUUCUCCGAAUGCUUUUUUGUCCUAGACAAUCCUCGGCAUUCUCUUGCCGGUUGCUAUGACAGUAAUUACCAGUCGUAUCAAAGUGUUGGCGAUGUGGCUCGCAGAUCGCGGUAUUUGGCCCUGCUUCCCCCACUGCCUGUCCACUGCAUUGCAUUAGAUGGCGAUCCACAUAUUAUGCCCAUCAUUUUCGAAGACAGAUAUCAAGAUACAGCAGAAUUUGCUAGACGGCGUUCGUUUUUGAAUUCUAGUGCAAGUAAAUCUGGAAGUGAUCCCUUCUUAUGUUCAGAACCUAUUGCUGAUGACUGCGCGUGUAGUGUGAGUUCCAUGGUGGAUUCACGAAGACCUUCUUCUGAAGCAUCAAGAGUAACUCUAUCAUUACCAAAAUCCAUGGUUGAUGUUUUGGAAACCCAAUAUAAUACAACAAAAAAUAACCCAAACGUUGUCCAAGCUACGCUUACAUUAGCACCCCAAAAGUCUGCACGAGGAUCACCCAAAAGAACCUUAGUCAAGCAAAAUGUAGUUGAACAUAAGAAGCCACAUAAUAAAAAUUUAGAAUUGACAGGACGUAAUAGAUACAUUGUUCAGAAUAAUGAAAUUGCUGAAAUACAAUUACCACUAAAUAAUGUAUUUUCAUCAUGUCCGCUUCAACAAGGACAACAACUAUCAAGAUACUCCGCCUCCACUUUAUUAGAUAUGAAUGGUCCCAAAAAUACUAAAAUUGCUACAAGGUUGUCAAAUGACAAAAAUCAUCCCAGCGAAGUGUUUGAUCAAAAGCAUGAGAAUAUAACAAGUGGUGUAAGUACACUUCCUGCGAGACACAGUAAAUCACUGGAUCAGCUUAGAAUUUCUCAAAUGAAUCCACUUAAUAUUCAAACUUUAUCAAAAAAUGUGAGAAACAGUUCUAAUGUUUCUGUUAACAACUAUCUUAUGUCUCAAUCACAUACGAAGCCUACUACACUUCCUAGAAGUAUGACAACAACAGCCUAUCCAACUAAUACUACAACUCGAUGCUCAUCUAAAAAUGAAGAAUAUAGAAGAAACAUUAACGAGUUUCGGGAAAAAUAUAAAAAUCCCAAUAGUCCUCAGAUAUCAAACAAUGAAGUUUUUCAUAAUUCAGGGUAUAAUUGUGAUGGAGGGAUGAAAUCCAAUUCUAAUAAAAUUUAUGGCUAUGCCUUCGGAAAUCAGGGUGCAAUGCAAGUAAAUAAUGUAAUUCGAAAUCCCUUAGAAUUCCAAAGAGGCUAUUCUCUAAAUUUACCCCGUCCUAUGUUGCCUCCGCGUAACUCUUAUCCACCAGUUAGUGGAAAAGCUCAAUCGACUGAUCAAAGUAGUUUGAUUUCUAAUAAACAUGUUCAUAGAUCUAACUCUACACAUGUCUUUCAUCAAAUUGAUGAUGAACAGAUUGAUAUCGAAGCAGCUCGCAAUCAGUUACGUCAUGAGCUUAAUUAUUAUUUACAAAAAGGUGACUGGAGCUAUGAUUUCAAUACCGGUAGUCUUAUUCACAAUUAUCAGAAAAAAUCAAGCAAAAGCAGUGAUGAUAGUGGUUUUGUAAUGACUUUAGACCGCAGCAGUGAUGGAACAUCUAAGUCAACAUAUUCAAAAACUCCACCGUCAACGCCACAUUCAAAUAUGCCUUCACUGAGGCAAAAACGCAGUAGAUCUAAAGAAUCGCGUUUAAAUCAUGGCGGCAAGGAAAAUACAAGAAUAAAUUCUAGCAGAGACUCAUUGAGUAGCCAUCACUCUAUAAGAUCAAGAGAUAGCAAAUCUGACAAAUUCACAUCAAAAUCAGAACGAAGCACUCCAAAAUCUGAUAGAGACACCCCUAAAUCUGGUGGAUUGACGCCUAGGUCUGGCUUGGCAACACCAAAAUCUGGACGAGCGACGCCAAAAUCUGGAGCAACUACACCAAAAAGUGGACGAUCUAGUGGAAAACCUGAUAAACGAAGUAAAUACAAAGCUUCUGAAAAAAUGUCCCAGCUUAUGUCUGAAGCAGCUUCUUCGUCAAGUGAUGAAAGCAUUCCAUUUGAACUCAGACGUGUUGAGACCUCAUCUAGUGUUCCUUACAGUCUUGAUCAUGGAUCUGAACUUCGACAUUGUAGAAGCGCUGCAUCAGUUUUGGAGGAGCCAAAUUUGAGUAAUACUUUCGGUUCCGAAUCUCUACCAAACUUAGCACCUCCACCAGCUUUUGAAUCUCCACCUUUAGAUAUUGACGACAAGGAUUUCAAAAUACUACCACCUGAAAAUUUUCUUAACAAAGAAGAGAAAAUAAAUAAUAAGAGUUCCACAUCGAGCUUAAGUGAACAAAGCGGAUGGGUAUCUAGUGGACGAAGUUCUGGGCCUUCAUCUCCCGACAAUGCUAGUAGCGUGAACCAAAGUAUUCCUCAACCAAAAUCAUCGUUAGCGUCAAAAGAUUCCACCAAAACCUAUGAAUCUCCUAGUGAAGUUCAGAAACGAGAAGCGGAAAAUUUUGAAGACUUUAAAAAAAGUAUUUUAAAUGGUGAACAAUUAAGAGAGCGUCUUAUGAAACUAGCCGUUAAGUGUGAUUCAAAUAAUUCUGAAGAUAAGGUAGAAUGCUGUGAUAAGGAAGUAUGUGAGGAAUGUGCUAUAUGUAGUGAUUCGAUAUGUACGGACAGUCAAUGUGAAUAUAAUAAAUAUAUGCAUAAUAAUGGCGUAGAUAUCAGCUGUAAUUCAGAUACAUGCAUUGCUAGCUGUCAACAGUGCUCUGAAGAUAGUGUCAAAUCAAGUCAAAGACAUAAUUCUUUUAGUGCAGGUCAAAACCCAGGUAAUUCAUACAAAUCAAAAUCAACCAAAGAAGGAGCCGUUAAAAAAUCACAAACAGUAUGUGAUAAUUUACACCCAUAUAUAAGAAAAGAAAUACCAUCUAAGACUCCAUUAGUACCAGUCAAAUCAAAUACACUAGAUAAAACGAAAUUGAGAGACAGAAUAGAAUAUACCGAAAAGCUGAUUGCAGCUGAAAUAAGAAGCUUAACCGUAGGACGUCCUUGUAAAAGCCACACAACUCCAGAUAAUCCUAUUACAAAUUUACAAAAUCAACAUGGAAAAGCAAGAUCAGAAAUCAAUCUAAGUCACUUCAUCGGGGAUAAUGAUUACGAACAUUUACCUCCUCCCCAGCAAUUUAGAGAUGCACCACCACCUCCAGAUCAAUUUAAGGAUCCGCCAUCAAAGUCUCCUAAACUAAGCCGUGAAAGCAGUAAAUCAUCAACGCAUUCUAAGAGUCGGAAAAUAGAACAACCUACAAGCUUGCAACUAGACAAUCCCUUAUAUCACGUCUGCGAAGGAAUACUAGAAAGACGCAAGUUAAGGCCUCAAAAAUCCUCAAGCGCCUCAGUAUCGUCUGGUGGCAGUACACUUAAUAAAAGUCAAAGCACUGGAGAACUUGCUUCUAGACAUGAAAAUGGUAAUAACAAAGAGCAACGUGAAAGUAAUCUUGUCAGCAUAUUUGGACUAGCCGAGUCGGAAAGAUUGUUUGUUAAAUGUAGAGAAGAGUUUCGACAAAGUGUAAAAUAUCCAGGAGCAAUUUACUCUGAUUUUCCACCAGUUGAAAAUUCUUUACCAUAUUUUCAGAUCAGUGAUGAGUACAGAAUGUUUAACCCUGAAGGUUUACACUUAAUUAUAUGUGUUCAUGGAUUGGAUGGAAAUGCUGCCGACUUACGAUUAGUUAAGACAUAUUUAGAACUGGGUUUACCUGGAGCGCGCUUAGAUUUCCUGAUGUCUGAACGAAACCAGGGCGAUACAUUUUCAGACUUUGACAUAAUGACAGAUAGACUAGUGCAGGAAUUCUUAACUCACAUACAAAAUUCUAGCGAGCCAGCUCGAAUUAGUUUUGUAGGGCAUUCCUUAGGCACUAUUAUUGUAAGAUCAGCUCUUGCAAGACCACAGAUGAAACCAUAUUUAAAUAGGCUACAUACAUUCCUUUCGCUAAGUGGACCACAUUUAGGAACUUUGUAUAAUUCAAGUGGUAUUGUUAAUGCAGGAAUGUGGUUCAUGCAGAAAUGGAAAAAGUCAGGGUCUCUUCUGCAAUUAUCACUUCGAGACUCCUCUGAUCCGCGUAGAUCAUUCCUUUACCGUUUGAGUGAGAGAAGCCAGUUGCACCAAUUUAAACACAUCCUAUUAUGUGGCUCCGGUCAAGACAGAUACGUCCCUUUACACUCGGCGAGACUUGAGUUAUGUAAAGCAGCUGCAAAGGAUACGUCUUUAUUAGGUCAAGCUUACAGGGAAAUGGUGCACAACAUGGUUUCACCUCUUGCAGCCAGAGCAUCAUCGGUGGCCGUUGUCCGCUAUGACGUGCAACAUGCACUUCCACACACUGCCAGCGCCUUCGUGGGCCGGGCGGCGCAUAUCGCGGCCCUCGACUCCGAUCUCUUCAUAGAAAAGUUCCUUUUAGUCUCAGCUCUCAAAUACUUUAGAUAAAACUAGAGUACGGAAACACACUAAAAUUCUAAUUAUAUUGUCAUUCAUUCAUAAUCGUUCGCCACAUAACCAAAGAUAAGAUUCACUCAUCUUAUAAUCCUAAAAGCCACGUCUUUUUAUCCCUAAUUUGUAACAAUGUCCCCUUUGAAUUUUUAUUCCCAAUUAUCUUAACUCUUAUCUGUGGUUUAGGUUCGUAUUCCAGAAAGCAUCUUAAUACUUAAUCCGUGAUCAAAUGUAUUUUAUUUAUCACUUCAAUUCAGUUCGGAUAUUGGGACACGUUCUGAAAUACGGAAAUUAGAGGUGAUUGUCAUCGAUAAGUGUUAUAACUAAUAGGAAACUAGAAUUAGGUCGUCGUCAAAAUGUCGACAAACUGCAUUUUAUCUGUUGAAAUACCCUUAUAUAGUGUAUAUAAUAUAAAAACACCUCUGACUUAUUAAAAUUUAUGUCUGGCUUGAAAUGGCAAAAAUCGUAGGCCCAAACAAUUUAAGGCUAGAGAAUUAAUGUAAUUAGUUCGCAGAGAUCAUAUUAUUAUUUGCACAUAAUUAUCUAUCAUUUGCUUGCAUUUAUGGAAUUUUAUCUUUAGCAACAUUUAUUGGUGCAUAUAAUAAAAAAUAUACAAAUAAUACAAAGUAUGUAUACAUUAUUAUUUGUUAUAAUAUCUAUAUGUCUGUUAUAGAAGUCUGUUCCGUUAUGUGGUAUUUAGGAAAAAUCUUUGAAGGAACUCCUUUAAGAUAGGGUCGACCGACAAUAUUACCUACGUCUGACUCUAUCAUGAAAUUAUUGUUAAAUUCAUUCAAAUUUCGGGGCAAUUUAUAACUAAAACAUUGAAUUUACAAUUUCGUCAAAAUAAACCCUGCACAAUAAUAGUAUAUAUACUUUGGAAUAGUGAUACGAUUUAAAAAUUUAUAUCGCAAUUUAAUUUUCUUAACAUAACAUCGUUUUUGGAAAAUAGCUUUUGUGUUUGAUUUCCUAAUCACAUGUCACAAUUUCCUAAAUAAUUGCAUAAUUUGGACAUUUAGAUGACAACGACAAAAAUUUAACAAAUAUUUAAAAUGUUAUAAAUGAUAAUAUUUAGGGUUAACUCCACUAAGUUUCAUAAAAUCACUUCGAGACGCCAAACGCUGGCAAACCUUAGAUCAUUUAUACGUCCAGAUAUACUAUGACAGCUGUGAAACGUCGAAAAAAAGUUCAGUUCUGAAUUAAUCUCUAUUUUGAGCAAUGCACGCACAAUAACACAAAGUGUCAUACAAAUCGCGGAUGUAAGACGCAGCUUCUCACGCACACUAAAGUAUAAAGCUGGCCUGUUUUAAUCGGUUGUCUAACAGCAGGAGACUCUAUAAAUUAUCUAAGGCUGGAACGUGUGACUGUGAAUGAAACCUAAAUAUAAAUAUUUCUAUAGCAAUAUAUUAAACAUUACUAAAAUUAUAAAUGUUUGAUUACAAACUAUUAGAAACUUCUGAAUUUAUAGCUUUAUCUGCAUCAUGAUAAUCAUUAUACAAACACCAGAAAGCGUAAGGAUGUAAUUAUUAGAUUUAAGUCGGAUCUUUACACCAAAUAAUUAAGACUACAUAGAUGUGUAGAUAUAAUUAUGUAUUGUAGGUGUUAAUUGUAUUAGAAUUUUAAUGAUUGUUGUGCAAACGGUGUCUUAGUCCCAGUGUCUUACGACAUUUACGAUUGGCAUAAAAUAUAAACAUGUUUACGCAAUGUCUAUUAGGGUUUAUUUUUAUUUACAACUCGAUCACAUUAUUUGCAGACUGAUAUUUAGAGCAUCAUGUUGACUAACUUGUUAACUAUCACUACAAAGAUACGUGCAGCAUUUCUGCGAUGGAUAGACUGAUCCGUUGGCCGAAUUAGCUGCCAGCGCUUGGGCUUCCAAAAGCCCUACUUAGGCGCGCUGACUUUGUCCUUUCUCCGCGCCUCGACCCCACGGUCCAAGUGUCUCGACAACAAACGGCACAAAGAUACAUGACUCGCUGAGACCGACUUAUUUGCGAUGCUAACUGUCUUCGGCAGUCCAAGCAGCAGCAGGCACCAACUGAAGAAGCUUGGACACGAGAAAGAGGGUGUCGAGACGAAUGUCGCGUCCCACACCCUUCCCCGUGCGGCCUGCCCAGGCUGCUUGGCUCAUUCCAUCAGGACGCUUGCCAUCACGUCGGGUAAUAAUUCCAUCAAUUGGCACUAAAUUUAUUACUUAAAUUCAAUACAAAGUGUCCCCAUUCUUGUAAAUAAUUUGACCUGUUUGACCUUUGGCACAUUGUUAAUUUUCGCGCUUCGAUCGCUUGUCUAUUCUUGUUUGCCGAAUCAAAUUGAUCCAAGAAUCUUGUGUCUUCUGCAAGUCUCCUGCAUUAUUUUAAUUAAUUACUUAAUUUUAUUCAAUUAAUUACUUUUUAGUACAGGCUGAGCUUAUAAUAUUGAUGCGACAGGUCGAGGAGGUAAGGGGUCUACAUCAAAAGGAUCGACACAUGUUCAAAUAAUGUAACCGGAUUGUAAAAAUAUAACAUUAAAGAUAUACUAUAUAUAGGUACACAGUGAAUUAUUAAUUGAAUUAUUUAACCGGUACGACAUUUUUAUUACAUCGCCAAUGAUUUUGUAGUUUUGAAUUAAAUUGAUUUUUUUUACCGCCUUUAUAUCUAUUGUUUUUUUAUUGUAUUCUGUGGAAUUUCUCUUUAUUUCUACCUAUGUAUCAGUAUCUGGUUAUUUUUUAUAUUUAUAUAUCCUGUAAGUUUGAAACUUUUAAUUAAUUACAAGAUCUUUUUGAUAAGGUGUGUUAUUUAUAAUAUAUAGGUUUCUUAACAAAUCCUCUCUCUCUACAAACACAAAAUCUAUUCGUGAUUGUAAAUUUAAACGAAAAUUAGACUGAUAUUUUAAAUUUCUCGACUGGUAAAUUUCGAUAGAUUUCUCACAUUUAUUUUAAUUUAUAAUCUUUAUUUGUAGGUUCUUCGUAAUUCAACAUGAUAAUAUAUUAUAAUUAUUAUUAAUAUAUCUGUCCAUGUUUGUCUCUAUAAGUAUUGUAAUUAUCUGUAGGUAUUUUAUACAGAGCUUAAUCUGAAGAAAACAUUCUUAAAAGGAAUGCACUCAUAAACCACUCGUAAGCAAAAUGUCUAUUACUUACCUAGUUACGAUAAGAAUGUAAUGAAUGAAAUUUUACGGUAGAAUUAGUUUCACAUAUUAAUAAUUAAUUUUGUCCGAAAUUUUUAUCAAAGUUUUGUAGUAAAAUUAUUUCAAAUGGGUGUGCUUAAAUAUAAACACCUAAGUAUGAGUAGAUAAUAUCUACAUGUAAGCCAUGAAUUGUAAUAAUUGGGAUUUUGUAUAUGUAUAGUAUAUAUAAUAUAUAUACUUUAAUUUUGUUUGUAAAAUGAACUCGUAUGUAUGAUCGACGUAUCGAUGUUAUACAAUUGAUAUAAUUAAUAAAUAUGCCUCGAACUGGA
Messenger RNA from Leptidea sinapis, 9171 nucleotides. Its product is annotated as protein FAM135A. The record is from RefSeq and is a predicted model, not a curated record. Lineage: Eukaryota; Metazoa; Arthropoda; Insecta; Lepidoptera; Pieridae. The transcript is spliced from 17 exons. Bases 263 to 5743 code for a protein of 1826 amino acids.